Messenger RNA from Penicillium canariense, 852 nucleotides. Its product is annotated as N-terminal L-serine N(alpha)-acetyltransferase NAT4. Gene Ontology annotation, cellular component: nucleus. The record is from RefSeq and is a predicted model, not a curated record. Gene Ontology annotation, molecular function: histone H4 acetyltransferase activity; histone H2A acetyltransferase activity; protein N-terminal-serine acetyltransferase activity. The coding region runs from base 1 to 852 and encodes 283 amino acids. The transcript is spliced from 2 exons. Lineage: Eukaryota; Fungi; Ascomycota; Eurotiomycetes; Eurotiales; Aspergillaceae.
AUGCCAGCGACGAAAGAGGGUCGGGUGGCCAAGGCCAAGGUCAAGGCAAAAAGUUCCCAAACUCGCACCCGACGCGUCUCGUCCGCCGCAAGCCUGCCGCUGGUUGAGCGCACCAAUGCCAUGCUCAUCGAAGAUUUCAUAUCACACUACGUAUCUCCCGUUGUGACAGGCGAGCACGCCACCAAGAAUCCAACACUGGAUGAAAAGACCUCACUUGCGGCAGAAGUAGCGUCCAAGCCAGAGCGGAAUGGGGCUCGUUCAACGCCGCUCGACGUGUAUUCCGCAGCAACCAUCUCCCGGGCGGACCUGAACGCCUGCCUUGACCUAGUCGAACUCACCUCCGGUGAAGACUAUGCUGCGUCAGCCGCAGGGUGGUCCCGCCCCAAGAAGCGCAAAGAAAUGAAGCUGCCCGAUAUGAAGUACUUGAUUGUGCGGGGUGACGCCGCGGGGCAGGCACCCGGCGUGUCGCCGCGCGAGGACUCCACCGAAGCCGACAAGCCGAAGUCGCCAUCGGGACUCGGAAAUGGCGCAAAUGUACUCGGCUUCCUGUCGUUCAUGGUCACUUACGAGGACGGGAAAGAGGUUGUCUACUGCUACGAAAUCCAUUUGUCGCCGAUGGCCCGUGGUCGGGGCCUCGGCGCGUUGCUGAUGACGAGGAUGGAGGAGAUUGGUCGGCUUGUCGGACUGGAGAAGGCUAUGUUGACUGUGUUCAAGUCUAAUGCGGCAGCUCGGAGGUUUUAUGAGAAGGGUGGGUAUGAGGUGGAUGAGUAUUCGCCGCAGCCACGGAGGUUGCGCAACGGGACGAUUAAGGAGUUUGAUUAUUUGAUCUUGUCAAAGCGUUUAAAGGAUUGA